AUGCCUAAAGAAAAAAAAGAAACAAAGGUAAAGAAAGAAAAGAAAGAAAAAAAAGAGAAAAAACCACAUAAAGAGAAACGUGAAAAAGAACGUUCUAAACAUAAAGAAAUAGUUCAAGAUAUUGGAACUAUAAUUGCAGAAACAGCUGAAACGACUGUAAAAACUGAAAAAGUUCCAAAAAAAGUUAAAACUUCAAAGACAACAGAAAAAGUUUCAAAAAAAUCAGAGAAAGUUUUAAAGACAGAAGAAGAGAAAGCUUUAAAUACAGAAGAGAAAGAAACAGAUACGACACAGAAAGAUGUUUCUAUGGUAGUACACUAUGAUUUGAGCGCUUUAAUACCGUUUGCUUCACCUUUGGCCACUGAAGAAUUUACUCUAGAAUUGAUGCAAAUUGUGAGAAAAGCUUCAAGAAGAAGGCAUUGUAGACGUGGUGUCAAGGAAGUUGUCAAAGCUCUGCAAAAAGGACAUGAAGGUCUUGUUGUGAUGGCUGGAGAUAUUUCACCUAUAGAUAUAAUUACUCACAUUCCAAUAUUAUGUGAAGACUUUAGUGUGCCUUACGUUUACAUUCCAUCGAGAGCAGAUCUCGGAUUUGCCUGCGCUACAAAGCGUCCUACUAGUGUAGUGAUGAUUGUUCCUGAUCUUAAGAAGGAAGAAACUUUCGAUUAUAAGGAGCAUUAUACGGCUUGUUAUAAUAAAGUGAAAGAAUUGGAACAAAAUGAGAUAUAG
Molecule: messenger RNA, 726 nt
Organism: Scutellospora calospora
Lineage: Eukaryota; Fungi; Glomeromycota; Glomeromycetes; Diversisporales; Gigasporaceae
Source: the annotation of a GenBank genome assembly